AUGGAAUCAACACCAAGAAGAAUCUUUGCUAUUGGAGACAUUCAUCUUAACUUUGAUUUAGUUACAAAAGCAAAGGAGAAGUAUCCUGGAUUUGAUUCUAAUCCUUCUAAAAAGAUAGAUUAUUUGAAAAUAACAAAGGACAUGACCUUUUGGGGUGAUGAAUGGAAGAAUCAUACUGAAGUGCUUCAACAAUUUUGGGACAAAAAUGUCAAUGACAAAGAUAUUGUCAUAAUUGCUGGAGAUGUUAGUUGGACUAAAAAUAUAAAGAAAGAAGGUGAUAAAGACUUGUUAUGGAUCCAACAACGUCCAGGAAUUAAAAUUAUUUGCAAAGGAAAUCAUGACUAUUGGUUCAAAAGUCGUACUUCUUUCGUUAAAGAGUUAGAAGAAAAAUAUGGAAUGCAUUUCCUGACUGCAGAAAAUGAGUAUUGUGAUGAUGAUGUAAUUAUAGGAGGUACAGCACUUUGUGACUUCAAUUUCAACGUUUGGCCUCCAAUCAAUCCUCAAACAUUUAUCCCUGAACCACUUAUUGUUCCUUUUGAUGAAGGAAAACAAAAGGAAGAAUUAGCAAAAUUGGAUGUAGCAAUUAAGAGAAUGACAGAGAGGUGUAAACGAGCAGAACGCCUUAAAAUAAUUGUUCUUCAUCAUCCUCCAUUUAAUGAGAAUGGAGACGAUUCAGAAAUAUCCAAAAAAAUAUGUGAGUUUAAUCCUAAUUUUUGUAUAUUUGGUCAUAUACACACAUUACCUAGGUUAUAUCAUUUAGAAGAAUAUAAAACAUUUGAUGAUAUUGUUAAUCGUUUUAAUGGCUGUCAUUGUUGUAAAGGAAAUACUUGUUUUCAAUUAGUAAGUUCAGAUGUACGAAAUCAUCAAUUAGUAUUAAUCAGAGAAAUAGAAAAUAGUAAAUUAUUGAAUCAAACGUCUAGAGCAGAGAAGAAGAGAAAAAGAAAAGAACGAAUUAAAAAAGAAAAAGAGUUGAAUAAAAUGAAACAAAUAGACAAAAAUAUUUUAUAA
Messenger RNA from Entamoeba histolytica HM-1:IMSS, 1008 nucleotides. Its product is annotated as ser/thr protein phosphatase family protein. The transcript has a single exon. Gene Ontology annotation, molecular function: hydrolase activity. Lineage: Eukaryota; Evosea; Mastigamoebida; Endamoebidae. The coding region runs from base 1 to 1008 and encodes 335 amino acids. The record is from RefSeq and is a predicted model, not a curated record.